Messenger RNA from Onychostruthus taczanowskii (white-rumped snowfinch), 2134 nucleotides. It is a transcript of the gene CORO1B, whose product is annotated as coronin 1B. The record is from RefSeq and is a predicted model, not a curated record. Gene Ontology annotation, molecular function: actin filament binding. Gene Ontology annotation, biological process: cell migration; actin filament organization. The transcript has 10 exons. Lineage: Eukaryota; Metazoa; Chordata; Aves; Passeriformes; Passeridae. Bases 196 to 1674 code for a protein of 492 amino acids.
AGUUCCCUUCAGGGAGCUGGCAGGGACGGGGGUGCGUCCCCAAUUCCUGCCUCCUAGGAGUGGCUGAGCCACCCUUUACCGGGGUGCAAACCCAGUUCAGGGGACACCCCAUUCCCAGGCCACCUCCCUGGUGGCCCCACCUCCCAUUUUGGGGUAUCCCAGCACGCCUGACCAGGGCCGGGGCGCUCCCCAGCCAUGUCCUUCCGGAAGGUGGUGCGGCAGAGCAAAUUCCGGCACGUGUUCGGGCAGCCGGUGAAGACGGACCAGUGCUACGAUGACAUCCGCGUGUCCCGCGUCACCUGGGACAGCACCUUCUGCGCCGUCAACCCCUCCUUCGUCGCCAUCAUCGUGGAGGCCAGCGGCGGCGGCGCCUUCCUCGUCCUCCCCCUGCACAAGACCGGCCGCAUUGACAAGUCGUACCCCACGGUGUGCGGCCACACGGGCCCCGUCCUCGACAUCGACUGGUGUCCCCACAACGACCACGUCAUCGCCAGCGGCUCCGAGGAUUGCACCGUCAUGGUGUGGCAGAUCCCGGAGAACGGGCUGAGCCAGCCGCUGACGGAGCCGGUGGUGGUCCUGGAGGGCCACUCGAAGCGCGUUGGCAUCGUCACCUGGCACCCCACCGCCCGCAACGUCCUGCUCAGCGCGGGCUGUGACAACGUGGUGCUGAUCUGGAACGUGGGCACGGCGGAGGAGCUGUACCGGCUGGACGGGCUGCACCCCGACCUCAUCUACAGCGUCAGCUGGAGCCGCGACGGCUCCCGCUUCUGCACCGCCUGCAAGGACAAGAGCGUCCGUGUCAUCGACCCCCGCCGCGGCACCGUGGUGGCCGAGAAGGAGCGGGCGCACGAGGGGGCCCGUCCCAUGCGCGCCAUCUUCCUGGCCGACGGCAAGAUCUUCACCACUGGCUUCAGCCGCAUGAGCGAGCGGCAGCUGGCGCUGUGGGACACGGAGAACCUGGAGGAGCCCAUGGGGCUGCAGGAGCUGGACUCCAGCAACGGGGCUCUGCUGCCCUUCUACGACCCCGACACCAGCGUGGUCUACGUCUGCGGCAAGGGGGACUCGAGCAUCCGGUACUUCGAGAUCACGGAGGAGCCGCCCUACAUCCACUUCCUCAACACCUUCACCAGCAAGGAGCCCCAGCGGGGAAUGGGCUGGAUGCCCAAGCGCGGGCUGGACGUCAGCAAGUGCGAGAUCGCCAGGUUCUACAAGCUGCACGAGCGCAAGUGUGAGCCCAUCAUCAUGACCGUGCCAAGGAAGUCGGACCUGUUCCAGGACGACCUGUACCCGGACACGGCCGGCCCCGAGGCGGCCAUGGAGGCGGAGGAGUGGGUGGCGGGGCGCACGGCGGGGCCCGUGCUGGUGUCCCUGCGCCAGGCCUACGUCCCCAGCAAGCAGCGGGACCUCAAGGUGAGCCGGCGGACGCUGCUACACGACAGCCGCGCCACGGCCGCAGCCACUGGGGCCACCACGCCGCCUCCCACGCCCCCCGCGGCCCCUGCCUCCACUCGCUUCAGUGCCCCCCCGGUGCUCGGCUCCGGCAGCGCCACGGGAGGUCGCCUGGAGGAGGUGCUGCAGGAGGUGGCGGCGCUGCGGGCGCUGGUGGCGGAGCAGGGCCAGCGCAUCUCCCGCCUGGAGGAGCAGCUCAGCCGCCUGGAGAACGGCCACGUGUAGGGACCCCCGCAGGGACCACCGCCCCAGGGACCACGCCUGCACCCCAGGGACCCCCCCGAAUCAUCUCGCCCCCCUGGGGUGCCCCCCCUUUGCCCCGCUCCGGGCCCUUCUCCCACUGGGGGGCUGGCCGCCCCUCUGGCAGCUCCCCGCUUCCCCCCAUUGCCUUACUGGGUGCUGCCCCCCCAAGUCAUGGACCAUUCUCCACCCCGGCCCCCAUUCCUCGGGCUGGGGGUUGCUCCUGGGAUCAAAGAUUACCCCCUGCACCCCCCAAUCCCUGCGUGGGGUCUCCCCCCUUUCUGUGGGGCAGGGCAUGAUCUGCCUUCCUCAACUGUGAGAUACUGUCCCCCCUAUAUUUUGGGGGCUUUUCCUCCCCUCCUCCUCCUCCUUGCGUCCCCCCUCUCCAUUCCAGUGCAGGAUCAGAAACUAUAUUUUCACUCCAAAUAAAGGAUUUAUAAGAAAA